Molecule: messenger RNA, 2869 nt
Organism: Eublepharis macularius
Lineage: Eukaryota; Metazoa; Chordata; Lepidosauria; Squamata; Eublepharidae
Gene: TNFAIP8L1
Product: TNF alpha induced protein 8 like 1
Exons: 2
Coding region: 247-807 (186 amino acids)
Biological process (GO): negative regulation of TOR signaling; regulation of apoptotic process
Cellular component (GO): cytoplasm
Source: RefSeq, a predicted model, not a curated record
GGCGUCGGGUUGCAGCCUCGGGCUCCGCGGCCGGCGCGGCUUUCUCCGGGCAACGAGGGCGCCACAAACAGAGUCGCCGCAGAAACCACCGCGGGCUGUCAAGGGGGGGAAAGAAGAAGGAGAAGAGGAGAGAGAUUUUCAGAGCUGGGGGGAAGUGUUGCAGUUGGCAGCGUUUGCAGAGGGCGAGCCUUUGCCGUCCCGAAGGCCCCGCUUGCAGGGACCUCUGGAUGCCCCAGGCCAGAGAAGAUGGACACCUUCAGCACAAAGAAUCUGGCUCUCCAAGCUCAGAAGAAACUCCUGAGCAAGAUGGCUUCCAAGAGCAUGGCCAGCAUUUUCAUUGACGACACCAGCAGCGAGAUUCUGGACGAACUGUACCGGGUAACCAAGGAAUUCACCCAUAAUCGCAAGGAAUCCCAGAAGAUCAUCAAGAACUUGAUCAAGAUUGUCAUGAAGUUGGGGGUUCUCUACCGCAAUGGACAGUUCAACUCGGACGAGCUGCUACUGAUGGACCGUUUCCGCAAGAAGGUCCACACUUUGGCCAUGACUGCUGUCAGCUUCUACCAAAUAGAUUUCACCUUCGACCGCCGGGUCAUGUCCACUAUGCUCAACGAGUGCCGUGACCUCCUGCACCAAGCAGUCAACACCCACCUAACAGCCAAAUCCCACUGCCGCAUCAACCAUGUCUUCAACCACUUUGCGGACUAUGAGUUCCUCUCAGCACUCUAUGGACCCACCGAGCCAUACCGCAUGCACCUGCAGAGGAUAUGUGAAGGACUCAACCAGAUGCUCGAUGAGGACAACAUAUGAGUGUCAAAUUCACACCAGCUUUGGCUUGGCUCAUGAACCGAGGAGACGCCGAGAGACAUCCAUUGACUUUGAUGGUGCCCGCUUUGUACCUCUGUCUCUAUACGGUGCUAAAAUCUAAUCCCCUCUUUCUCCCUCUCUGGUUUUAUAAUGUUUCAGAACUUCUUGCUCUAGCAGUGGCAGCUGGAAUCUCUUCCCUUUCCUUCCCCUGAAAUUAAAUCCGUUCUGCGAACAGCUUGUAUCUCCAUCAGAUGGAACCGAGGGAAGAAAAAGAAUUAGGAGCAUCUGUGGAUUUGAGCCCGUGCUAAUCUUGUGCCUUAAAUAAAAGUCACCUUUGUAGAUAAGACCAAAAGUCUAUGUAACCUGGCAUUCUGGCCUGUAUCCUUCCAUUCCGUACAGCAAGUUCAAUGCCUUCCUUCGGGCAAAGGGGCCUCCCUCCAAUGGAAGAAGCUGAAGAGAGGCUUCCAUUGUAGAGAAGUCUCCAAACUGGGCUUGGGUGGAGUGGUAUGAUGCAAGCGCCGGUCUUCAGUAGCAGCCAGCCAGAUGCCCAUAGCAACGCCCUUCCCUUAUGGUGCAUUUCCAGCAUCUGGAAUUUGAGAGGUAGACUGCCUGCAAAUGUGGAAGCUCCAUUUAGCUAUCAUCGCUGUUGAUAGGCUUCUUCUCCACAGAUGAAGUCCUGUUAGAUUAGACCAUUUAUUCCAAUGUCUGUUUCUGACAGCACUCACCCAGAUGUAGCAGGUAAACAUGACAUGAAAGCUAUUGGCUAUCCCCUUAAGUGCUUAAUUUUGAGUGUUUGGUAUUCAGAGAUGGACUGCCCCUCCAUGUGGAGGUUUUAUUUAGUAGGUACAAACGGUAGCUGUAGGCAGACGUCUCUGUGAAGUCAGGGUAGGCAGAUUGUCAAAAUAUUAUGUGGUUAAGGCUACCGAGUUGCAAUCAUAGAAUCUACAUGAUUUAACAGGUCUCACGAGAACUGUCCUUUAAACCUAGUGUUCUGUUUCAGACAAAAUUCCACCUAAGAGGGCAAGUCAUGGGUGUCUUAUCCCCUGCUCUUGGUGCCUGGCAGUAUAGCGCUUCUGGACAUGGAUAUUCCAUACCUAGCUACAGGAACUUGUAGCAAUCCCUAAACUUACCCCCAUGGAUCUGUCCAAUCCUUUUUAAAAAAGCUGUUGGUGGCACUUGCUGUCGUAGGACCUUGUGGCGGUGAGUUCCAUAGGUGGUGUACGUUACGCAUCCUUUUUUCUGUCUUGAGCCUGCUGUAAUGGUCAAUGCGUUCAUUUUUCUACUAUUCUUGCGGAGUUAAGUCUGUACAAAUCCAGCCAUGUAAAUAAGUUACUCUUCUCUCGGAAUAUUAGAAGCCAGUUUCUAUGCUCAGCGGACUCUUGGGGCUACGUGCCUCCUAGAUCAUACCACUUCACACUGCGGGGGGUUGCUUUGCCCUCCGAAUAACAGCAAGAAUACAGUCCCACACAGAGAAAAACUAGCACGGCCAAGUACUAGGCUGGCCUCUUGCCUCUGGUUUUUCCAUUCUAUGUUUGGAGAUUUAGACAGCUGUAACUCUGCUCAGGAUGGAAGACAAGUGGAAGGUUAUGGAACUCUCCUCUGGAGGGCAAGUGGAAGAUAAACUCUUCUGGAAGAUAAGUGGUGGAAUAGCACUUACUUCCCAUCAGGGCCUGACUUUGGGGUACUCAAGGCUUCUCUUUCCAAAGCUAGUUCAGUGGGCAAAUGAAAACACUGUUCCAAACUUUCUGCUUUCAGAAAACCUCCCCGCCCCAUUGACUUACCUGCCGUGUAACCUGCAAGUCUCUUGCGGCGCUGGCAAUGAUCCCAGGCAAUAUUCCAAGUCACACAAGCAGAUUUUGACACCUGCCAAGGUCCCACACCGACAGCAUCCACCUCCAGUUUCUCAGUAGAAGUCUCUACAGGCAGCGGAAGACGCUGAGUACGAGAGAAUCACAUUUUACCACCACCUCACGAUGAGGCCUCUGUAAGACCAUUUUUUCUUGGUCCUUUUAGACUCUCCUCCUAGCCCCAGUGGGAAGAAAGAAGGUCGGCUUCCUCAUCGAAA